CCAUAAUGCAGUGCGGCGGCACGGACCCGGCGGGGACAUUCAAAAAAAACUAUGGCGGACGACUCGGCGAUCUUUAAAACUAUUUCAAACUCAGAAAAAGCGGAAAAAAAGUAUUUAAAUAAUGACGAAGAUGGUAAAACGAGGAGGCGCCUUUCAUUCUCAUCGGAAAAUAACGUCAGCCAACAAGAGGACCCGGAUGUUUCACGUAAAAUCUUAACGUUACAAAAUGUUCCCGACGAGUCGAAGUCGGGCGGCCGACUCCCUCCGGAAAUGUCCGAACAGCUCUCACUGCAGGCCUCAUGUUUACAGGCGAAAAAUACAGAAGAAUUAAACGAAGUUUCCAAAGAAAAUCAUCUUAAUUUACAACAGAGUGGUGUGAACGUCACUGAAGACAAGGAAAACACAGCUAUGCUAACAACAACCAGCACUACAGACGACACCACAGAGGAGGGCGCUUCUGGUCAGAGAGGUCUGCAGCAGGAUUCCAGCGGGACUGACGGGAAACAACACAGCGACACAGAGGACAGCGAUGCCGAGGUGGUGAGGAGAGCGCAGGAGGAAGGCCACGUGAACGUCGUCUUCCCCGGCCCCGUGAGUCAGGACGGCUGCUGCCGAUUUGUCAGCGAGAUCCUCAAGUGCAUCCUGUACCAGAGACAGCAGCUACCCAUGACGUACGACCAGCUGGUGUACUCUCAGAAGAAGCUGCAAGCGUCGAUGCAGGAUAAAGACAUAGUGAGCCGCAGGCCGGCGCCGUCUGCAGACGUGGACUUGCGAAAGUGUCAGCAGACCCUUCAGGAUCUGGAGGAGGUGCUGCAGCAGCUGGAGGUGCUCUUCUCCCUCAGCAGGGUGCCUCGGGUGCUGCUGCUCCUGGGCGGCUCCCUCGUCCUCCCCAAAGAGCUGUACGAGAUCAACCUGGAGAAUCUGGAAGUGGCCGGCGGGGAUCAGUGUCUGCGCGUCUCCUCCUGCUUACGGCAACUCUUCAGGACUCUGUUCGUGGCCGACCUUUUGUCUGACAGCAAACCGGUCCGCUUAAUGCCCACCACGGUCUUAGUGCUGGCUCACAGGGACUGCGGUGUGGGGUGGUUCCGCCCUAAACUACAAUUUAAAGUGCCGACACGUGUGAAAAACCAAACGAUUGUUCUCUCUAGCGAUCCCAACACCUGUAAGAAUCCGAGGGCCGAGGAGUCGGACGGGCAGGAUUACAUUUGGUUUCAGGCACCAAUGACGAUUAAAGGCUUUGGGAAGUGACCGGGGCGCUCUUUCUGGAGCGUGUGAUACUUUGCAGUUUAACAGUCGUUGAAAUGGGUGUUGAAUGAUUGUUUGUCAAUAUUUUUAUGAAUUAUGAAUUUAAAUUUUUACUUGAAAUUAAAAAGUGUCAUCAAAAACAACAGUGUUUACAAGGUGACUUAACAUUUUUUUAAUAUUAAAAAAAGCUUUGUUGUCAUGGAAUUAAAUCUGUUUGCGAACAGGA
Messenger RNA from Labrus bergylta (ballan wrasse), 1471 nucleotides. It is a transcript of the gene mad2l1bp, whose product is annotated as MAD2L1 binding protein. Gene Ontology annotation, cellular component: nucleus. The record is from RefSeq and is a predicted model, not a curated record. Gene Ontology annotation, biological process: regulation of exit from mitosis. Lineage: Eukaryota; Metazoa; Chordata; Actinopteri; Labriformes; Labridae.